Messenger RNA from Vombatus ursinus (common wombat), 2292 nucleotides. RefSeq names its product ankyrin repeat and SOCS box containing 3 (gene ASB3). The transcript is spliced from 10 exons. Gene Ontology annotation, biological process: intracellular signal transduction. Gene Ontology annotation, cellular component: cytoplasm. NCBI's taxonomy places the organism in Eukaryota, Metazoa, Chordata, Mammalia, Diprotodontia, Vombatidae. Gene Ontology annotation, molecular function: protein binding. The record is from RefSeq and is a predicted model, not a curated record. The coding region runs from base 270 to 1847 and encodes 525 amino acids.
UCACCUCUCUCACUUUCGUGCCGUCGUUUCCGGGACAAACGGCCUAUCAACAUCCGGGUCCGCCUACGGAGGCUGAGAGGUUUUUAGUCUCUCCUUCUCCGCCCCCUGAAACCCUGUGCAACCCGCUGGUCCUGGAGGGUCGCGGUUCUGGGCGCUGGGAGCAGGCACCCACCCUGCCAGCCAUUUACCCUCCCCGCUUGGCCUUGGGGCUUGGGACCCCGAGAGGCCGAGAUUCCAGCCCGGGAGCCCUAGACGAUCAGUCUGAAAGAAUGGAUUUUACAGAGGCUUACUCAGAUACGUGUUCUGCUGUUGGCCUUGCUGCCAGGGAAGGAAAUGUAAAAACCCUAAGGAAACUGCUCAAGAAAGGAUGUAGUGUUGACGUUGCUGACAACAGAGGAUGGAUGCCAAUUCAUGAAGCAGCUUAUCAUAAUUCUGUAGAAUGCUUACGGCUGUUAAUUCGUUCAGAUUCAUCUGAAAGAUAUGUUAAAAUGAAGACUUUUGAGGGCUCUUGUGCAUUGCAUCUUUCAGCAAGUAGAGGAUUCUUGAUGAUAACAAAAAUCCUUUUAGAAGCUGGGGCAGAUGCUAACGAAACUACUUUAGAAGAAACUACUCCACUAUUUUUGGCUGUUGAAAAUGGACAUGUAGAUGUGGUAAAGCUGUUGCUUCGGCAUGGAGCAGAUGUUAAUGGAUCUCAUUCUAUGUGUGGGUGGAAUGCCCUGCACCAGGCAGCUUUUCAGGAAUACACUGAGUUAAUAAAAUUGCUUCUCAAAAAAGGAGCAAACAAGGAAUGCCAGGACGACUUUGGGAUCACACCUUUAUUUGUUGCAGCCCAAUAUGGAAAGCUGGAAAGUUUGAAUGUACUUAUUUCAUCUGGUGCUAAUGUCAAUUGUCAGGCUAUGGACAAAGCUACUCCAUUAUUCAUUGCUGCACAAGAGGGCCAUAUAAACUGUGUGGAGCUUUUACUUUCUAAAGGGGCAGAUCCCAAUCUUUAUUGUAAUGAGGACAAAUGGCAGUUACCUAUUCAUGCAGCUGCACAAAUGGGUCAUAUAAGAAUCUUGGACUUGCUAAUACCAAUUACUGAUAGAAUUUGUGACACUGGUCUGGACAAAGUGAGUCCUGUAUACUCAGCAGUGUUUGAAGGUCAUGAAGACUGCCUAGAAAUGUUACUUAAAAAUGGCUACAGUCCAGAUGCCCAACCAGGUCUAGUCUUUGGAUGCAGUUCUCCCAUGUGCAUGGUCUUCCAAAGGGAUUCUAGGUACUUCGGAAUGGUGGAUAUUUUUCUGAAAUAUGGAGUUCAACUAAAUGAAAUGCAUUUGGCAUACUGUCUGAAGUAUGAGAAGUUUUCAAUAUUUCGGUACUUCUUGAAAAAAGGCUGCCCAUUGGAAACAUGGAACCAUUUGUCUGAGUUUAUAAAGCAUGCAGUUAAAGCACAAGCAAAAUACAAGGAAUGGCUGCCAUCUCUCCUAUUAGCAGGAUUUGACCCAGUCAAUCUACUGUGCAGUUAUUGGAUUCACUCAGUUGAUGAUGAUAUCCUCAACUUUAGCCUGGAGUUCACUAAUUGGAAGCGGCUUCCCCUUGCUGUUGAGAAGAUCCUCUCUGCUCAUGCAGAAAGCUCUUCCUGGGUCCCGCUUAAUCAUUUUGUUUCUGUUCCUUCCCUGACUCACCUCUGCCGCUUGGAAAUUCGGUCCAUUCUAAAACCAGAACGCCUGCGAUCUGAUAAUUUUAUCCGUCAAUUACCUCUUCCCACUAGCCUGCAUCAUUAUCUGCUCUAUGCAGAAGUCUUGAGAAUGAAUGAAGUUCCUGAACUGAUACUUACUCAGAAUGGAGAGACCAUUGAAACCAGUUAAUGGCUCAUUUAUUACUUUGAAGAUGAAGAGGAGAGUUGUAAAGUUGCUUCCUAUGUUUGGACAUUAAAACCAGGGGACUUUAGCCAAUGCCUGGGGCUUUUCCUUAUGAAACUAUCUAUUGUGAAGCGCUGUUAUUGCUACAUUGCUGGUUUAUGCUAUAAACCUUAGUCAUGUUAUUUGCUGUGAUAUUCAUUUUGUUGAACCAUUUCCUCCCUCUUCAUUGAAAUUUUCAACUCUUUUGUCCUUUUAUGAAUUUUCGAUCUGGACUAUGCUGCUGCUUCUUAACACUAGUGAUUUAAAAAGUAUGUUUUCAUCAACUGUUUUGUAUUUACCUGGAUUGGAAACAUUUAGUGGAAUGUAUGUAGCCUCAGUGGAGCUAUUCACAGCAGAUGUUGAGCAUUUUGUAUAGAUUGGCUGUAAUGUUGAUAAAAGAACUAGUUCCUCA